Molecule: messenger RNA, 537 nt
Organism: Nicotiana tabacum (common tobacco)
Lineage: Eukaryota; Viridiplantae; Streptophyta; Magnoliopsida; Solanales; Solanaceae
Molecular function (GO): zinc ion binding
Source: RefSeq, a predicted model, not a curated record
AUGGAGAAGGUGGAGAAGAUAGAUAUUCGGGUGAAAGAAUACUUGGAAUUAGCUGGAUACGAAAAGUGGGCUAGGUUGUAUGUACCUGUUAACCGGGGAUGGACCAUGACGUCAAAUAUUGCUGAAUCAAUCAAUGCCGCACUUGUUGUACCAUCAACUGAAUAUUUGCAUAUGGUGAACGAUGAAGGAAGACAUUACACCGUUUGCCUCCUAGAGAAAAAGUGCAGUUGUAGGCGGUUUCAAGUUGGCGAAUUACCAUGCCCACACGCUUGGGCUGUCUUGAAGAGCAAGUUUCUAAUGUCAGAAGAUUAUUGCUUGGACUAUUACAAACCAAAGUCUGUUGUAAUGACAUACGAGGUGCCUGUGUAUCCGCUGCCUGACCGAAAUGAAUGGAAUAUACCGGCACAUAUAUCAGAGAAAGUUGUCUUACUACCCAAAUGGAAAAGACCUCCUGGAAGGCCAAAGAAGAAGCGCGAUAAGCCGUUCAGUAAAUUUUUGCAGAAGAAAAAUCAACAUUCGUGUAGCAUAUGCGGGUAG